Molecule: messenger RNA, 288 nt
Organism: Adineta steineri
Lineage: Eukaryota; Metazoa; Rotifera; Eurotatoria; Adinetida; Adinetidae
Source: the annotation of a GenBank genome assembly
AUGGGAGAUGAUAUCGUUCAAGCUGAUGUCUAUUCACUCCACGAUUCUUUGGAUCUAUGGGGACCAACGGAUCCAGGAUUAUUCCAUCCUGAUCCUCAUAUUACACAACAAUCACAAUCCGCUUUUCUCGGAUUUGGCUUAGGUCCACGCCAAUGUAUUGACAUGCGUUUUGCUAUAUCAAUUAUUAAAUUAACAUUGAUACGUUUACUGAAAGAGUAUACGGUGGUACAUAGUAACAAAUUAGAAGAAUAUUGGUGUUUACAAGAUAAACGUGUUAUAACUCCCUAA